GGUCUGGUUUGGCAGCGUCGACGCGAGUCCUGCGAUCCUUACGUUUCGGCGUUCACGAGCGGUCCACUUCAGGUCCCACGUGUGACCCCCGUAAUUAGAUCAACUUGCGCUGGCCCGAAAAUGUUACAAACGAAAUAAUUUACCUCGUUCGAUCAUAUAAAGGUGUUAAUAAAUCACUGUGACGUGAUGUUAGUCGUCGUUGAGUGCUGCUGAUAAAUGAGGAGGAUGUCUCUCUUAUACUCCAGCGAAUCCCCCAGUCCCGUAACGCUCUGCCUAAAUGGUAGCACUACAGAUUGCUCUCCUUGUAUGUGGAGCAAUCUUUCUUCGAUUCCAGCGCCCAUGCUGGGAACGGUUCCCAUUUCAGAAGACCCACGCAUCGAAGUUUUAAGACUCUAUUCCUACGGAGUGGCUUUACCUUCCAUUUGCCUGCUAGGCAUUGUGGGGAACAUUUUCAAUCUAAUUGUGCUAACUAGGAGAAAUAUGCGAGGCACUGCUUAUAUCUACAUGAGAGGCUAUUCGGCGGCGGCUUUGUUAGCCAUCCUGUUCGCUCUGCCGUUCGCCUGGCGAGUGCUCGUCCACCGCGAGCAGGGUCAUUGGGAGCAGCCCUUGUCGGCCUUUUACUUCGCCCAUUUGGAGCUGUUCCUCGGGAACGGGUGCCUGGGAGUGGGAGUCCUGAUGCUGCUCGCCCUCACUCUGGAACGUUACGUCAGCGUGUGUCACCCGGGGCACGCCCGUCCCAUCCUGGGCUCGCCGCGGCGGGCGGUGGUCCUCAUUCCCAUUGUCACGUUCAUCUUGUACUUCCCUGCGGCCUUUCGCAGCAAAGUCACCAUGUGCCGUUUAUUGCCGGACAGCGUCAUUAUUUACCAGAGACAAGAACUCACCAGUCUGGUGGAACAUCCCCUUUACAGCAUCUACAAGGUGCUGCUAGAGUUCAUUUUCAAGGUGAUUCCGAUUAUCCUGUUGGCGGCACUGAAUCUGCGGAUUUUGAUUGUGUAUCGACGAUCAUGCGAGAAAAGGAGGAGGAUGACGUUGAGUAGGACUGCUUCGGGGGAAGAGGAUCCGCGCAAGUUUGCCGAAGAAAGACGGCUGGUGCUUCUGUUGGGGUCUACGAGUAUCUUGUUUCUGGUUUGCAUUACUCCGAUGGUUAUACUCAAUGUGACGUUGUCUCAGAAUAAUUUAACCAAGUAUCCAUAUCAGGUAUUCCGUGCUAUCGCCAAUCUGUUAGAAAUAACAAACUACUCAAUCACCUUCUACAUCUACUGCCUCUUCUCCGAAGAUUUCCGCAACACCCUACUCCGAACUCUACGAUUAUCGGGAGGAACCCCAGCAAGAGGAAUAGUCAAACCUCCUCCGCCCACAGCAACGACCACCAUAACGCACCCACGCAGUGUUUGAUACAAGUCCAGCAGACCGAUGGCAACGUUGGUCUAGUCGAAGUUUGCAAAAAAUAAACGAGAUCAAUUAUUUUUUACUCCUGGUGCUAUUUAAAAUCCAUGACUAUAAUAAACUGCCGAAACAAUUGGCCUAAAGAAAUCGUAGUACUUAUGGCAUCGUGCAUUCCGAAAACAGAUUGUUGAACAGAAGAGGCCUCGACAUGCAAGUUUACUAUGCAUAUUUUUGUACAGACCCAAUUUUUACUAGCAUAAGUAAAAAUCUGUGUUAACAUGUCUGUGAAAAUUUGAUCACGUGUGCUAAUGUCAGGUCUCAGUUAUUCUGAUAAGCAGCUGUGAUAUGAGGGCAUCAGGUUGAACGUUUGUUAAUUCAACACUCACUGCCCAUGUACUUAAAAUUCCAUAACUAAACGGGUUUUUUCCUAAGUCGUACUUACAUAUGUAGACAUAGAUGUAUACCACGAAGCGGAAGUGCAACAAUUUUUGGAUGAUGCUUUAGAGAAGAAAUUUAAUGUGACCAAUGUUGCAGUUUUGCAUGAAAUGUCAGAUUUUUACAGUGUGCAUAACGUCAAGCUCAAGUGUGAUGUAAUAUUUAUAAACUCCUGUUAUCUUACAAUAAACUUUUUAAUAAAAUAUUAUUCCCAUCAAUAAUUGUGAUUAUUAACCAAAAAAACAAAUGUUAUUAGUGUCUGAAGAACUCCAUUUGACCACUACGGAGUUUUGAUAAGAUUGAGUAUUAGUAUCGCAUAACGAAAAAAAUUUUUGACAUAAAAAUUAAACAUUCUUGUCCAGACUGCACUCUAGUUUAUAGCUAUACAAUGAGUUUUCAGGAAACAUUUGUAAGUCGCCAUUUUGUUUUU
Zophobas morio is the source of this 2251-nucleotide messenger RNA. RefSeq lists its product as uncharacterized. Bases 217 to 1395 code for a protein of 392 amino acids. The transcript is spliced from 4 exons. The record is from RefSeq and is a predicted model, not a curated record. Gene Ontology annotation, cellular component: membrane. Gene Ontology annotation, molecular function: G protein-coupled receptor activity. Gene Ontology annotation, biological process: G protein-coupled receptor signaling pathway. Lineage: Eukaryota; Metazoa; Arthropoda; Insecta; Coleoptera; Tenebrionidae.